UAGUUAUUAAAAUAUAUGCUCUUAACACAGUAAGGUGCCAGCCCAUGCGCACUGUUAUGUGGCUUCUAUGCACGGUUAUUGUAUUGUCUGCUUGGAAAGGAGGUAGUCAGAUAAUAGGAAACAAUUAUGGGCCGUACACUGUUACCUGGGAAAAGAUGGAAAUAUGUAAAGGACCUAAACCAACAGAUUGUGGUAACAUUGAGAUUGGCAACAUACAAAAUGCAUCUAAUGUCAUAUUUCGUUUAGAUUUACCUCAAAAUUGCCUUAUUACUGGGGGCAAAAUAUCAGCAAGUACAUUACAAAAUAAUAAAACGAAAAACAAGUUAUGGAAUUACGUAUUGAACAAACCAUGUCAGCACUUUGUGCUGGGUCCGCUACUCACUGAUUUACUUAAUGUCACCCACGACUGCAAAGUUAAAAAGGGACUACACGAAAUACAUAUUAAUAUUCGGGAACAAACAAGAAAAUUUCUUGGAAACAAUUUCUUUUACGGCACUUACAUUUUCAAAUCAAUGACACAUAAUAAAAACGCAAAUUUCUUUUGUGUAGAUACCGUGAUCAAUGUGAAAAGAAUUUCUUGAAAAGACAUUUUAUUUUUCAAAAUAAAUGUAUACUUUGAUUAUAAAGAUAUAAUAAAUGUAAGC
Messenger RNA from Manduca sexta (tobacco hornworm), 644 nucleotides. RefSeq lists its product as uncharacterized. NCBI's taxonomy places the organism in Eukaryota, Metazoa, Arthropoda, Insecta, Lepidoptera, Sphingidae. The record is from RefSeq and is a predicted model, not a curated record. Bases 45 to 581 code for a protein of 178 amino acids. The transcript is spliced from 4 exons.